Messenger RNA from Cladocopium goreaui, 2744 nucleotides. The record is from the annotation of a GenBank genome assembly. Lineage: Eukaryota; Dinophyceae; Suessiales; Symbiodiniaceae.
GUUUUGAUGAUUCCCAGGGCGCAGGCAUUGCUGCCUUCAAAGCCACCAGCCUGAAGCCCUCUGGCCCUACGGACUUUGGCUUCCUACUAGGCCAGCAGCAAGAGGCCCGCUCAACGCCACUGCCUGCUUCGCCACUGUCCAAUUCCUCUGGCGUAGGCGGCUAUGGCGAUUCUGGAGGUGUUCUGAAGCGCUGUCGGUCGAAGGGAGAUCAGGAUAUGUGGAUCGAAACGAAGAGAUUGGCAGUUGAAGGGCUUCAGCCUCCGGCCCCACCAUUGCGACCACAAGAGGUGCUGUUCGGUGCGGUGCAGGGAGAAGACCGAGGCAGCAAUCUGAUGGAUCCUCCGCUCGUUCGAACUGAUCCUUUUCAUUGGUUGCGUGAUGACAUGCAUGAGAACGAAGAAAUUCGGCAACUUUUGGAAGACGAGGAUUUGUACUGCUGCAGGGCAUUGGCGAGUCUUCAGGAACUCAGUGAUGAAUUGCACAGAGAGAUGCGCAGUCAUGAGAAAGAGUCUUCGGUUGGAAUCCCAUCUAUAUAUCCUGGUGGCUACGCAUAUUAUAGCAGAGGGAGCAAGAAGAAAGCCUAUGAGAGUCACUUCCGUGCACGGAUCCAAAGAGAUGGAAAUCCAGUGCCCUCAGACGUGGCAGCUCUUGCUCAAGCCAUUGAUUUGCAGCUGGUAGAUGAGGAGCUUCUGUUAGAUGAGAAUGAAUUGAAUGAUGAUGGGGAGGGUGGAUCUCGCCCAUACCUGUCAACAUGCGGCCCAGAUCCAAGUGCUGAUCAUGUUCUGUUCGCAUAUGCGAAGGACUUUGAGGGUAACGACAGCUAUAGGAUAAGUUUUCAUGACACUCGUCAAAAUGCUGAGUUGAAGGAGGACAAUGUUGAACUUGAAGAGACCGAUGGCUCUAUUCUGUGGGAGAAUUCGGGCCAUGCCGCGAUCUACUACGUGGGACAUGACCACGAGUUCAGAGGAUACAUCGUUCGCAAGCAUGUGGUUGGCACCCCGCAAUCUUCCGACACCGUGGUUCUGGAAGAAAAGGACCGCCGGUUCUCUGUAUCUAUUUGCAAGUCCAGCGACGAGCGCUUCUUGAUCAUCCAGUCCGCUUCCAGCGAGACAGCUGAAAAUUACCUGCUUGACUUAGACACUGACUCCAAGCAGUCCAAGCUGAUAUCUGUUUGUGCACGAGAAUUUGGUAUUCACUAUGAUGUUGAUCACUGCAUGGGUUUCUUGUACAUUUUGACGGACAAGGAUGGUACAAAGAAUUCAAAGCUGUGUCGCACACCACUGGCAUCCAUCCCGAGCCAAAGUAUGCACUGGGAGGACCUUUGGGUGCCUGAGGAGCAUAUUCAUUUGGAUUCCUUGCAGUGCUUCGAGCACUUUUUGGCCAUCACUGGGCGCCGAAAUGGUGCCAGUUGUAUUUAUGUAAUGCUUUUGCCGAAUGGCGGCGGGAAGGGGCCAAUUCAUUCCCUUAUUUUUCCCGAAAUGUUAGCCAGCAGUGGCUUCAUCACUACGCCUCGCACUCAAGCAGCGGCUCAGACGCUCUUUUCAGUCAGCCUUGCUGGCAACGACCUCUUCAAGACAGACAUUUUGAGAGUGCACUACACCUCGUACAUCGUUCCGGGCAGAGACUAUGCAUACCAUGUUCCCACCAGAGAGUUCAAGCUGAUCAAGGAGUCGGGACCAGAACGCUACAAUCCCUCUUUAUAUCGCGCCGAGCGGAUCACGUCCAAGGAGCGCCAGGUUCCAAUUUCCUUGGUCUACCGAGCAGAUUUGCAUCCUCAAGGAUUGAAGGGAGGACCUUUUCCAACACUCCUUACUGGCUAUGGCGCGUAUGGGGCAUGCCAAGAUCCUGGUUUCGACUCUAACAUUCUUUGUUUGCUGGACCGUGGCGUCAUAUAUGCGGUUGCACACGUCAGGGGAGGGGGUGAGCUCGGCCGUGAUUGGCGUGAAGAGGGCCGCUACUUGAAGGUGAAGAACCGUUUCCACGACUUCAUUGCGGCAGCCGAGACCUUGAUCUCUAUGGGAAUUUCUGAGCGAUCAACUCUUGCUGCUUGGGGCGAGAGCAGCGGCGGGUUGCUGGUGACAGCCUCCGUCAACAUGCGGCCGGAUUUGUUCAAGGCAAUUCUAUUGUACGUGCCUUUCGUGGAUGCCGUCAACACGAUGAGCGACCCAUCGAUUCCCUUGACAUGUGGCGAGUGGGAGGAGAUAGGGAAUCCGAACCAGCGGGAGACCUUCUACUACAUGUUGGAGUAUAGCCCGUAUGACAACCUUCGAAUGCAAGAUUAUCCUGCCGCCUUGGUGACUGCGUCGCAGAACGACACGAUGGUGGGCUACUGGGAGCCGCUGAAAUAUGUGUCCAAACUCAGACGCGUCAAGACGGAUUCCAAUCCAGUCUUGCUGAAGGCGACGGAGGGUGGUUACAUGUUGUUUCGCCUGCCCCACUGUUAUCCUUGGGCUGAUUCCUUUCAGCAGAGACGGGUGUUCCCUGUGGCUGCAGCUGCACUCCGCCCAAGCGGUGGCAUCUUGCAUGUACAUUGGAACGCAGCUGUGGAUGCAGAAACCGAAACCGCUGAAAAGGUUGCCAUGGAGAUUGAGCAAGUCCUGAAAGAAACCAGAGGAGGUGACUGGAAGGCUAAUGUCACUGCUGCUCAACGUGUGAAGAACUUCGCCCCUAGGGUGCGGCACCUGCGCAUUGACAUAAGCUGUCAUUCAGGUGCCGAAAAGAACACGAAGCCAAGCUUGUCUUAA